Messenger RNA from Guillardia theta CCMP2712, 4767 nucleotides. RefSeq lists its product as hypothetical. Lineage: Eukaryota; Cryptophyceae; Pyrenomonadales; Geminigeraceae. Bases 1 to 4767 code for a protein of 1588 amino acids. The transcript is spliced from 14 exons. The record is from RefSeq and is a predicted model, not a curated record.
AUGAUGAGCAUAGAGCAAGAUGUGGACGCUCUAAGGCAGAUGCUGGAGACAUCUGUCAGUGAAGGAACAGUCGAGACAGCAACUCUCUCCUCCAUAGUGAAGGAUUUGAUCAAGCACCUACACCAAGAUAAAGAACUAGCAGCAGAGAUGUUGCUUGAGAAAGACAGAAUGCAACGUAAGAUUGACGAGGAAGCGAAAGUUCGAGAGCAGUCAGCGAGGGAGGAGAUGGUGCUAAGAGCUGAUCUUCAUGCUCUGAAGCAAGAGAACUCUGAGAUGCAAGGUUGCAUGAAAUUGCUGCAUUGCGAGGUGGACGGUAUGUUGUCAACCUUGGAAACUUUGUGUCAAGAGGUCACCUCCCAUCACCUCAAGACUUGUAACAAGUUGGAAAGUUUCGAGUUGAUCGUCAGAAACAGUCAUGACGGAACUUGCCCAAUGGACAAAUCAGCUCUAAAGAGACGUGAGGAACAAUUGUCAGCCAACGGAGAGGUCGAGGGAGAUGGUGGUCUUAGCUGCGCUGAUCAACAUGCUGAUCAAAUCUUGAAUGGAUAUCACACGUUGAAUGGAUGUGAAGACAGUAUCGAUGAUGUUCAAAGAUCAGUGACGAGUCUGGAAACGAAGUUACAAAACCUGCUCAUGAAACUUGAAUCAAAGAGAAUGGACGACGACUUGUUCAUUGACAGGAUGCUUGAGAGAGUGGAAAUGAGCAACAGCACGAAAGAGCAGGUGCUACAAGACCUUGUGUGGACUGAAGAAGAUCUGGAGGAGGUGAAGCGGUCUCUGAGGGAAGAGAGGAGAAGAAACGAGGAGCUGGCUUCCAGCAAGUCUUUGCUUGAGCGCGAGAUCGAAACUCUAGCGGAACGGCUGAUCAAGGAGCAGCUGCUCCUUGACUCCCUCCGAAUCGACCGAGAGGACGAGAUCAAGGCGAAACAGAGCUUCAGUCCCAUGGUCGAGGAUGCGAUGCGGGCCAUCCUGCAUGAGGUAGAGGAGAUGACUGCAAGUCUGCUACAUCUCCAGGGUCAGCACGAGGACCUCUCUGCAGCUGACAGCAAACCCUUGCCGUGUGAUGCUGAAGUUGCGGCACCACGCGGAAGUCUCGAGGAGAGGACAGACAGGCUGGGCAGCGAGGAAAUGGAGAAAGUGAAAGAAGAGCUGAGAACUUUGCGGGAAAGACUCGCGGAGCUCGGAGAUGAGCUGGAGGGGGCAAAGAGAGAGAAGAAGGAGCUGGAGUCGUCCUGGACUCACAAGGAAGAGGAGGAGAAGAACAUGAGGGUCGAGCUGUUGCUGAGGGAGAAUGAGGAGCUGAAGGCGAGGCUGGACAGAGAGGGUCGUGAACGAGCGAGUCAGAGGGUAGAGGAGCGCGAGAGGCAAGAGGUGGCUUCUGCUCAGCUCCGAGAGUUCACGAUCCGAGUUCAGGAGAUCUCAGAGGACCUGUCGGACUUCUGCAGCGACUUUGGCGAGCAGCAAGUCGACCCGAGCCGGCUGGCUGAGCAGGAGAAAGAUCUGCAGAGUCUGCGUGAUAGUGUUCAGCUUGCUGUGGAGGAGAUGAGAAUGGGAGUGAAGGACGCGUCCGUCUUGAUCUUUGACCUGAGAGGUCAAAUGAUCGGCGAUGCGACGGUGAACGAGGAGCAAAGCUUGUCACUUACUAGCGCCAUCGCUGGAGUCGAGAGCCUCUGCUGGGGUCUAGAGGGAAGUCUCAUGACAUCAAAGGACUUGUUGCUGCUAGCACAAGGCCAGGGCGACGGUCUGAUGAAAGUCUGCGAUGAGCUUGUCACGCGAACAAGUGAGCUGAUCACAAGAUGUGUGUCUACGUAUAUGCACAACUUCCAUCAGAGGGAUCGUGAGCAGCUUGAGAGCUCGAAGGUCGUGCAGGAGCUGAUGGAGCAGCUCAGGGAGAUGGAGGAGGAGUUGAAGCAAACGUCUGCUUGCUCCCUCGCCUCCUUCCGUCGCAUGGAGGAGCUUGAGCAGCAGACACGCGACUCUCUCGCUGCUCUUGAUCGCCUUGUCUCCUCCUUGUGUGCGACCUUCUCUUCUUUGCAAGAGGAGACGCAGGCAGCUCAGAACGACCAGGUAGCCGACAAGAGGAGGAAGGAAGCAGUGGAACAAAAACUUCUGAGGGAGACUGAGAAUUUGCUGCUCGAGGUUGAGAAGGAGAAGCAACAGCUUCAAAGGUCUCUCGUCGAACAAGCACAAGAUCGGAAGAUGUUGAGCCAGGUGAUGGAAAGCUUCCGCGCGCUUGCCCGUGAAAGCUUGCAAGCUUGCGAAGACAUGGCAAGGGAGAGACAAGAAAUGUCGGUGAAAGAAGAAGCGAAGCUGAAGGAGGAGCGAGGGAGGCUGCUUGAAGUAUCCCAAGAACGAGACGAUCUGAUGAAGAGGGUGCGGGAGGUGGAAGAAAAGAUGAACAAGACUGAACAGUGGAGGCUCGAAGAAGAAAAUGAGAAAGCACAAGUUGUCAUGAGAUUGCAGAGUCUUGAAGGUAACGUGGAAAGUUUGUCAGACGUCACAGAAAAAGUCAAGAUAUGUGAGGUUCUGUUGGAAGAAAUGUCCAGGCGCAACUCAGACCUCCAUUUCCAACUUCAUCGUCAGCAACUCGUCGCUGAGGAUAUGUCAAAGAACAACACACUGCUGCAAGACAGGCUGGUCAUGCUGAACAGAAAUGUUGUGGAAGAGGACGAGUUUCUUGUUGAUGAAAUCAGCAGGAUGAGUGAGGAUUGCAGGGUGAUAGAGAAAACUUUGAUCAGUGCAAGUCAAGAGAUCGCUGUUGUUCUACAGGCUUCCAAGUUUGCCAUGAUGUCGCAUCUGCAAACUUUGAGUUGUCUCCGAGACAUUCGAACACAAGAGAAAAGUCUUGUUCAACAGGUUAAGAUUGCAGAACAUGACAUCAGUGGACACAUUGAUGAUCAAGCCCAGCUGGCUGUGAGACAGGCUGAAAGCAUUGCUGAGAUGCUGAUAAAUAGUCUUUCACUUGUUUCAAACGAACAAUCAAGAAAUCACGACAGGCAAGAUGCCAUUGAGAGACGAAUGAAAGAAUCAGAACUGAUCAAGUCUUCUGUCUCCCAUCAAUUGUUCAAUCAUUGCAAAGAUUUGAGCGACAUACAAGACUCUUUGUCUAGUUGCCACGUCAGUCUACGAGAUGAGUGCAGCACUGCUUCAGCUAGCUCUCAACACUUUCAUCACUCGCUGCUUCUCGUCGUAGACGGAAUGCAUUCUUGUCAGCAAGACUGUCUGCUGCUGCUAGAGGGGAUGGAGCAAGAGGAUCAGGAGCUUCAGCUUCUCAUCUCACAGGUCGAUGCCGUCGCCUCGCUUCUGCGUCCCCUUGGCUCUCACCUGGCAAGCCUGCAGCGACAGGAGCAGGAGAAUGCGGCGCUGAGAGAGGAAGUGAGGAGGAGGGAGGCAGAGCUGAUCGCCUCUCACCAGCAUCUCAAUGUGUUGAGAGAGGAGGCAGCCGAAAAAGAGCGAGCGAUGCACAGCGACUUUCAGGAGAGGCUGGACUAUGUGGACGACAUGGCGGAGGAGGAGAAGACGCGGCUGAAGCAAGAGAUCUCACUGGAGCGACAGAAGUUGUGCGACUUGACUCAGGCAAGCUUGACGCUCCUUUCGCAACUUGACGAGCGCGCGCAAGAGCUGGAGGGGCCCGUGCAGCUGCUCGAGUCUCUGCUCCUCCAGGCUCUCUCCUCUCUUCACAGAGGGGCAGAGGCAGCAGGAGGCACUAUCGACCGCCUCCUCGCGCAGUCCCAGGCCCUCCUGUCGCUAGUGAACGCUAGUCACUUGAAGUCGAUCGCCGGGCUGGAGGAGGAGGAGAAGCGAAUGAGCAUGUGCGAGAAGGCAGCGGACUUGCUGGAAGACAGCUCUCGUGCUUUUCCCUCCUUCGCCUCCUCCCUGCGACAAGUCCUCGAGGACAACCGCCUCCUGCGCUGCGAGGUAGGAGAGCUGGAGGAUCGGCUGCGGAGGCAGGAGGAGAACCUGCGGGAGCUGCACGAGGCGAAGCAGCGAGCGUCAGGGUCGAUGCACCAGCAGGAGAGCAACUUGAUCAACCAUAUCUCCGACAUGCUGGAAGAGAUCGCCAGCCAGAAAUGCUCCAUCGACAAGCUUACGGAGGAGCUGGAGGCGACCAAGAGAGACAGGGACACAAGCGUGGGAGAGUUGGAGAGGAGAGAAGAGGAGCUGAAGGAGCAGGACACACCGACCCUGAGUCACGACCAAGUAGACGAAUCGGAGUUGAAAGGCCUCAGGCAUAUUGUUGAUCAGAGUUUCAUGUAUGCAAACGAGCUCCUUCAGGACAUUAACACCUUAUGCUCCAUCAUCGACGAAGUCAACGAAGAUAUCGAGGCGAACAGAGAGCGAUACACGUCGUUGUUGGAGGGCUUCAAGGACGCGCAGGAGGAGAAGAGGUUGUCAUGGGAGAAGAUAGUCGAGCUGCAGGCAAGCUGGAGGCGGGAGGUGCUGGGCCUUGACAGUAUGGCGGAGAUCGAAGAUGUGAUCCUUGCGGUCAAAGCUCAGCAGAGGGAGACGAGGAGUCUGCGGCAGCUGCAGAUGCUGCAGGACAGUGAGAACAUGAUCAAGAUCUUGACAGGCUGCUCAUGCGCUUCUCAGGUACAGGAAGCGAAACAAGUCGGACGACCGGGACAGCGAGACGGAAGGGACUCUAGCAAAGGUCUUGCGAGACUUCCAGAAGAAUCUCGGGAGUCAGGUUCCGUCCCUCCUAUCUCCAUCGGACUGGCAAGGAAGAACGACCGCGACAUCCAGGUCAAGUCCAGCAGGCCGUCAUGA